UUAGUGUUUUUGAUUUUAAUUGAUCUACUUUUGAUUUUUUUAGGUCUAUCAAGAGGGACUCAGAGUUCGUAAAGUUUUAUCAGAUGAUAAACGGAAUGAGCUGAUUCCGUGUGUGCUAGACGCAUUGCUCGAUUUUCAUCUUAAUUUACUUCGAAAAAUUAAAAUGAGGCGAAGCGAAUCUGUAGUAGUUAGUGGUGUAUCGGACAUUAUUUCAGCUGAGUUUGAAUUUGGGGAAAAGAAUCGCGCAGCAGUUUUUGCGUAUACCGAAAUUUGUUCUAAGAAAGAGCGUUGCGAGCGGUUGUACGAUAGUUAUCGUAUUCAUAAAUUAGAGAGUGCGGCAGGCAAAGGAGAGUGUUUACGCGCUUUACAAGCUGUAAAAAAGUUUGCGGAACAUGUCAAUAGCGAAUUAUAUAAGAUAGAAAUGAAUCGAAGAUGGGAGCGGCUUAAAUCGCAGAUUAGUCGGUCUAGUGUCGGAAAGCAUAACCAAAAAUUUUCUUUUACAUUUGCUGACUUAAUCCUUCCUGAGGGUCCUGACCAGCGGAAGGUUUUACGUGUCGGUGAUGCUACUUGUUACAACAAUCCCAGUAAUCUAAAGUCAGAUGAUGGUUCAGAUGUGAAAUUGGUACUGUUCGAUGAUAUACUAGUCAUCUUAUCGAAAGCUCAAAGUAGAAGCGGCUAUGUUUUCCAUGAUCGGGGUCCUUCUGGCUUCUCAGUAAUUAAAGUUAAAACUAUGUUGGUUCGCGAUGUACCUCGCAAAGAUCUUAUGUUAUUUAUAAUUGCUCGGAACCAUCCGGCCUCAGAUCUUAUUCCUGUGCAGUUUCUUACUAAGAAAGAUUUUAUUGACUGGAAAAGGGCUUUGGAGGAGGCAAUUCAAACUGCUCCACCAUUCGUAAGGAGGAACGCAGGCGGUGAAGCGGAAUCAUUGUCGGAGCAGCAAGAAGAGAACGAUGAAGUUGUAUUCAGUGACCACAUCAGUCGGUGGGAGUUGCGCUUAAAUGAACUGUUCGAGCAGAGGAAGAAUGCUGAAGACGAACUUGCGAUGUUUGUUGAACGACGUAUUAGGUGGUUUGAAGAAUUGAAUGCUCAUUUGGCUAGUAUACCAGUUAAAAAUAAUUCCAGUGUAAUGGAGCGUGCUCAAAGGGCAGAAGAAGAGCAAACAUAUUGCUAUUUCGACAAUAAAUAUGACGCAAACGUGUGGAUGUUGGAGUCACCUGGAACUGCACUGCAAGAUGAAAGCCGUGGGAAUGCAUUUAAACUUCGUAGAAGGAACCGUACAUUCAAUGGUACUACUGAUAUUCAAAAAGUGUGUCAGUUUUCUUUAAGAAAAGCUGCAGCAGUGACUUCUUAUGUUUUGCGCGUUGACAGCUUCGCUACCACUCAACUAAAUAUGUUGAAAAAUCGAGGGCGUCGUUUUUCGAAGUUUCAAACUUCUGAACAUGAAUGGCCUGAAAGAUGGCGAAGUAAUCACGAGUAUGCUAGUGAAUACAUGGAAUUUUCAAGUAUUAGUCGUGAUGCUGAGGGAGAAAUUGCCAGUUAUGUUUUUUCUUUAUGCAUAGCUACGCAAAAACAACUUUUUCUUCUUUUCAGAAAUUGUGGUGUGUCAAUUAGACGACACACGACUGAACCAGUGCUAGCUGAAUCAAGGGAGGCAAAAAAUUUGUCGGAAGCAGUUGAGGCAGAUGAGGAGCUUCGUAUCGUCUUUCUACAACUUUGUCCGUCUGUUCGUGAACAGUUGUCACAUGUCAUCAAUGAAUAUUUGGCGGUUCGAGUGGAAAAUAGCAAGCUGCGUGACGAUAUCGCUUUGCUGUCGUUACAAAUCGGAGCUUUGAAAACUAGGCCUCUUGCUCAAGCAUCUUAUUCAGCUCUCGAAGCUCUGCGAAACAAGCAAAAUAAGUUGCAGGAAGAUAAACUUGCUUUCGAUUCCUACCAAGAGUCGUUAAAUGCUGAUCUAAAAAGAAAGCAAGAAGAGAUUUUGGAAAGAGAGAGGAACUUAAGGGACAGCGAGGAACAGUUAGAAGAAAAGUGGAAAACAUUUCUUGAGGCAUCUGGCACAAGUACAAAUCUUGAUGGUUUAAUGAAGCACAGGCCUCUUGCACCAACUAGGCCAGUUAUUUUAUCGACUGCUUUUCGACCUUCCUGCACUACACCAAAAAAUGUUCCUCUUGGCAAGUCACCUAGCGGUUCAUCCAUGCCUUUACACCUUGCAGAAAAGACUACUUUUUCGCGUAGCAAAAAGUCAUGA
This is a messenger RNA of Enterobius vermicularis (human pinworm), 2242 nucleotides long. The record is from the annotation of a GenBank genome assembly. Lineage: Eukaryota; Metazoa; Nematoda; Chromadorea; Rhabditida; Oxyuridae.